Gigantopelta aegis is the source of this 1815-nucleotide messenger RNA. RefSeq lists its product as uncharacterized. The record is from RefSeq and is a predicted model, not a curated record. Bases 41 to 1804 code for a protein of 587 amino acids. The transcript is spliced from 2 exons. NCBI's taxonomy places the organism in Eukaryota, Metazoa, Mollusca, Gastropoda, Neomphalida, Peltospiridae.
CCUACCUGGUGAACAUCUGGGUGUGUCAUAUACAUUGUGUAUGUACUGUCAGGUGCCUAUAGGUUGUUACAUGUCUUAUUACCUACCUGGUGAACAUCUGGGUGUGUCAUAUACAUUGUGUAUGUACUGUCAGGUGCCUAUAGGUUGUUACAUGUCUUAUUACCUACCUGGUGAACAUCUGGGUGUGUCAUAUACAUUGUGUAUGUACUGUCAGGUGCCUAUAGGUUGUUACAUGUCUUAUUACCUACCUGGUGAACAUCUGGGUGUGUCAUAUACAUUGUGUAUGUACUGUCAGGUGCCUAUAGGUUGUUACAUGUCUUAUUACCUACCUGGUGAACAUCUGGGUGUGUCAUAUACAUUGUGUAUGUACUGUCAGGUGCCUAUAGGUUGUUACAUGUCUUAUUACCUACCUGGUGAACAUCUGGGUGUGUCAUAUACAUUGUGUAUGUACUGUCAGGUGCCUAUAGGUUGUUACAUGUCUUAUUACCUACCUGGUGAACAUCUGGGUGUGUCAUAUACAUUGUGUAUGUACUGUCAGGUGCCUAUAGGUUGUUACAUGUCUUAUUACCUACCUGGUGAACAUCUGGGUGUGUCAUAUACAUUGUGUAUGUACUGUCAGGUGCCUAUAGGUUGUUACAUGUCUUAUUACCUACCUGGUGAACAUCUGGGUGUGUCAUAUACAUUGUGUAUGUACUGUCAGGUGCCUAUAGGUUGUUACAUGUCUUAUUACCUACCUGGUGAACAUCUGGGUGUGUCAUAUACAUUGUGUAUGUACUGUCAGGUGCCUAUAGGUUGUUACAUGUCUUAUUACCUACCUGGUGAACAUCUGGGUGUGUCAUAUACAUUGUGUAUGUACUGUCAGGUGCCUAUAGGUUGUUACAUGUCUUAUUACCUACCUGGUGAACAUCUGGGUGUGUCAUAUACAUUGUGUAUGUACUGUCAGGUGCCUAUAGGUUGUUACAUGUCUUAUUACCUACCUGGUGAACAUCUGGGUGUGUCAUAUACAUUGUGUAUGUACUGUCAGGUGCCUAUAGGUUGUUACAUGUCUUAUUACCUACCUGGUGAACAUCUGGGUGUGUCAUAUACAUUGUGUAUGUACUGUCAGGUGCCUAUAGGUUGUUACAUGUCUUAUUACCUACCUGGUGAACAUCUGGGUGUGUCAUAUACAUUGUGUAUGUACUGUCAGGUGCCUAUAGGUUGUUACAUGUCUUAUUACCUACCUGGUGAACAUCUGGGUGUGUCAUAUACAUUGUGUAUGUACUGUCAGGUGCCUAUAGGUUGUUACAUGUCUUAUUACCUACCUGGUGAACAUCUGGGUGUGUCAUAUACAUUGUGUAUGUACUGUCAGGUGCCUAUAGGUUGUUACAUGUCUUAUUACCUACCUGGUGAACAUCUGGGUGUGUCAUAUACAUUGUGUAUGUACUGUCAGGUGCCUAUAGGUUGUUACAUGUCUUAUUACCUACCUGGUGAACAUCUGGGUGUGUCAUAUACAUUGUGUAUGUACUGUCAGGUGCCUAUAGGUUGUUACAUGUCUUAUUACCUACCUGGUGAACAUCUGGGUGUGUCAUAUACAUUGUGUAUGUACUGUCAGGUGCCUAUAGGUUGUUACAUGUCUUAUUACCUACCUGGUGAACAUCUGGGUGUGUCAUAUACAUUGUGUAUGUACUGUCAGGUGCCUAUAGGUUGUUACAUGUCUUAUUACCUACCUGGUGAACAUCUGGGUGUGUCAUAUACAUUGUGUAUGUACUGUCAGGUGCCUAUAGGUUGUUACAUGUCUUUCAGUAAAUCACAUCCUCUUUUCUAGUCUUAGCUCUG